Pecten maximus is the source of this 3023-nucleotide messenger RNA. RefSeq names its product collagen alpha-1(IV) chain-like. The record is from RefSeq and is a predicted model, not a curated record. The transcript has 5 exons. NCBI's taxonomy places the organism in Eukaryota, Metazoa, Mollusca, Bivalvia, Pectinida, Pectinidae. The coding region runs from base 1 to 2853 and encodes 950 amino acids.
AUGGCGGAGGCAAAACACCUCCUGUUCUGCUUCGUAUGGCUUGCUGUGGAUUUAUUAUCAAUAGAUGCUCAACCGCCUCAAACAAACUUCGUACCACAAGGGAAUCCAUUUGGUAACGGACCAAAUGCCUGGGAUCCAAAUAUGUUGCGGUUUCAAAAUCAAUUUCCUGUGAUGCCAUUUAGCCAAUCACCGGGUCCCGUGUCGAACUUUCAAAUGGGUGGUGGAGGUAAUAACAUGCCAGGUCCCCCGGGUGGCAGAGGAGGGAGAUCGUGGAAUCCACAAAUGGGAUCAAAUUCAAUGGGGAAUUUCAGAGUCCUUCCUGCAAACAUGGCGGACAGUUUACGUAGCAGAGCUAGGAUGUUUAGCAACCAACAAUUUUCGCAGGCGAGCCCAGGUAAUUUGUUACCAUUCGUGGGUGCACCGCCACCUGGUGGGAACAUGCAACCAGGCCAGACAGCUUUCGGUGGAGCACUGGACUUAAGUACAAUGCCAAAUUUCUCGGAUAGAUUCGGUCUCGCGUGGGGAAACGAAUUGCUAAGACAGCUGUCACCACAACCAGAUAGUGAAGCGCCGUCGUCUUUCGGGGGAUCAGGUUCUUCACCUAACGCAAACAACAACAAUGCUCAGCAGGGUGGACAGACAAGUAACCAACCGAACGGUGGACCUGGCGGAUUCGGAAACAUGAUGCCACCGAAUGGAAUGAUGCCUCCAAAUGGCAUGAUGCCACCGAAUGGAAUGAUGCCUCCAAAUGGCAUGAUGCCGUUUCGAUCUCAGAGCCCUUUCCCAGGAAUACCAGAUAUUACUCAAAUGAAUCGAGGCAACCAAAUAAAUCCAGGGCAAAAUCCAGGCGGAAGUUUUCCUGGAAUGCAACCUGGACAGAUGCCACCUGGUAUGAAUCCUGGAAAUUCUAAUAAUGGAUUUCCACAAUUCGGAGGGGGAAAUACAAAUACAGGAUCACAAAAUCCUAACAUUCCAGGCCAAUUUCCUUCACCCUGGAUGGGCUCGCAACCAAAUAUGUUAAAUCAACAGGGAAAUCAAGGAAUGAAUAGAAAUGGCAUGCCUGGUGGUAAUGGAAUGCCAGGAAUGCCGGGUAUGAAUGCCAUGCAAGGAAUGAAUGGAAAUGCAGGCACAAAUGGCAUGCCUGGUAUGCCAGGAAUGAACGGAAUGCCAGGAAUGAAUGGAAUGCCAGGUAUGCCUGGAAUGAAUGGCGGAAUGCCAGGUAUGCCUGGAAUGAAUGGCGGAAUGCCAGGUAUGCCUGGAAUGAAUGGCGGAAUGCCUGGAAUGAAUGGUAUGCCGAGUAUGAAUGGAAGACCAGGUAUGCAGGGAAUGAACGGCGGACCAGGAAAUAAUAAUAUGCCAGGAGGUGGAAUGAAUGGCAUGCCAAUGAACAAUAUGCAAGGAGGAAAUACUAUGCCAUCUGGAAUGAAUACUAUACCAGGGGCGUCAAAUGGUAUGUCUAGUGGAAUGAAUGGCAUGCCAGCUGGAAUGAACAAUCUACCAGGUGGAAUGAACAGCAUGCCAGGUGGUAUGAACAGCAUGCCAGGUGGAAUGAACAGUAUGCCAGGUGGUAUGAACAGCAUGCCAGGUGGAAUGAACAGUAUGCCAGGUGGAAUGAACAGUAUGCCAGGUGGAAUGAACAACAUGCCAGGUGGAAUGAACAGCAUGCCAGGUGGAAUGAACAACAGACUUCCAACAAACAAUGGCAUGUCGGGAGGAAUGAAUAAUGGCAUGCAAGGAGGAGUUAUGAAUGGUCCGAAUGGAAUGCCAGGCAUGAAUGGAAUGCCGGGAAUGAAUGGAAUGCCAGGAAUGAAUGGAAUGCCAGGAAUGAAUGGAAUGCCAGGAAUGAAUGGUAUGCCAGGAAUGAAUAAUAUGCCUGGAAUGAAUGGAAUAUCCGGAGCUCAGAAUCAAGGCAAUAAUCAAUUUCCUGGAUUUCCUAAUUUCCAGGGAAAUGUAGGCACAGGAAACCCUAUGCCAGGUGGUGGCAUGCCACCAGGAAACAAUCAGCAAAUGGGAUUUCAGCCCCCACAAAGUCCACAACCGUUCAACCCCAGUCAAUUCCAACCAGCAUUUCCCGGCAUGACACCACAAGGCGGACCUGGUGCUCAGAAUACUAUCAAUAAUCAAGGAGGUUCAAAUGGAUCCCCUUUCCCUCAGAAUCCCGCAUUUCCCCAAAACCCUUCUUUUCCAGCAAAUGGCGGUUUGAACUCACAACAAAGCGGAAGUUCUAAUCCACUAGGCAGUUCACUACAGUUUCCAUUAGGAGGAACACCCAGUCAGAACCAGUUUGGCGCGGGUUUAAAUGGAUUGGCCGGGACUAACGCAGGGACCCCUUCCACAGCAGGCUCAGGUAAUAAUCCACAAGGAGAGGGUGACAUGGUCACAACGAUAACUGAUCAUGACGGACGGGUUUUAUGGCGAAGUGACGGUCAAGUUACCAGAACAGAAAUAAUGACAGCAAUCGAAAGACUCGCCAAUAGUGACAAUAGCUCCCCAGCUGCUGCUGCUUCUGCACUACCGUCUGGUGCUCAGUUUCUUGGUGGCAGCGUUGGGACAAGUGCUGCUUCUAACCCAGGUCUAGAAUCAGGGGCCGCUAGUCAGAAUGGUAUCACAUUUGGAACAGUAGGUUCUAAUACUAAUCCAAUCCAAAAUUUCCCAUUUCAAACUUCACCAAAUCAGGUUGAUCCGAUGAGCACAACAGUUCAUAGCUUCGUGGAUAACCCGAAUCGACCGAAUCCUUCAGCAGGGUCACGAGGCGGUUUGUUUGAACAGUUCCUGUCCGGAGGAGGCGGACAAGGUCAGCAGAAUAACAACGCUGGCAGUGGAACAGGGAACCGGAAUCCAUUCAGUCUAUAGACCGUCCGUUAUAGAGAGAAGAUGGUGACAGAGAGUUAUCACACGGCCGGCCUUGACCUUUAAUCUUGGUCCCGAUUCCGACAUGUUGUUAUGAUUUUGUCUAUAUGUUACCUGUUGUUUGGCAUGGUUCUGUAUAUUGGUGAAUAAUAAAACAAAUAACCGUCCGUGUU